Chara braunii is the source of this 1027-nucleotide messenger RNA. NCBI's taxonomy places the organism in Eukaryota, Viridiplantae, Streptophyta, Charophyceae, Charales, Characeae. The record is from the annotation of a GenBank genome assembly.
CGGUAUUGUUGGGACUGCCUUGGGCAAUGGCGGUAGGUGCCCGCUUGCAUUUCGAUUCCAAACAGUUGGUGCUCAUACAAACAGGAGGAAAGCCUCAGACCCGAACAAUAAAAAGGAAUCCUAACCCUGCUCGGAUAGGAAUGAUUCAAAGUCCUGAUCACGAUGACUUUUCAUCCCCGGAUAACCGUAGCGGAUUCGAAGAACAGGAGUGCGAAGAAGAGAUGCCUAGCGAGAGUGAAUGGAAGCACUUGGUCGAACUUUUCGAGCACGAAACCCCCGAGGAGUUUCGGAUGGUUCCCAGAGCCGCCCGAACCUUCCACUUGAGUCUGGAAGACAGCGCGCUCGCGCCUAUGGAAACCCAGGUGACGUGGACACGGACCAGUGAGCAUCCUGCGUACAUCGAAUACCUGGAGUUGUUGAUCCUACAGGCUUGGAGAACGGAUGUGGAAGGCGAUCUUCUCGGUUUCCUCUUCGGAUCGGUGCGGCCAGGCCAUCGCCAACCAAUUACUCAAGAACUCGUCGUCCCGCUCGCGCAACUGGCUGAUGAUCUCUCCCUCGACAUCGUUUCGCAAAGCGACGAUAGCCCCGCUUCGCAUGUCAUCACGCGGACAUUAGCACCGUAUCUUCAGUGGACUGCUUGCUUGGAAGAACCUGGGAGUGACAGCACUUUGCCAUCGCGGCAGGAGUACUUGAAGCCGUACGGAAUCAUUGAUCGUGCCUUCUAUCCGAAGGAAGAACCUGAGGAGGCGCUUGAGGGAGAAGAAGAAGCCACUGAAGACGAGGGCGACGCCGACGAAGAAACAUCGGAGGAGGGAAGUUAUAGUGAGUACAGCGAAGGGGAGCAAAGCGAAGAAGAGGAGGAGGUAGAAGAAGAAGAAGAUGAAGAGGAGGAAUCCGGAUCAGAGUAGGAGGACUUGCCGAAAAAGGCGGCGCGCACAGGCACGGAGGCGGAAGACCCCGAAGUGGCACGUAGAAGGGAAGAGAUCGCCGCUGGGAAAAGCCAGCUGGAAUUCGCCAGCGGGGCGAG